AUGGCUGGAGUGGGACCAGGUUCGCAGACAUUUCCCGAUUCCACUACCCGCUCGGAAAUCGAGCAGCUUCGGGAUUCGAGGCAGGCCGCUGAGCUGGAAAAACGCCUGCGGAAGCGCAUCCAGUUUGGCACAGCUGGCUUGCGCGGCCGUAUGGCUGCUGGGUUCUCCUGCAUGAAUUCUCUGACAGUAAUCCAGGCAUCGCAAGGCCUGGCCAAGUACUUGCGGGAGAACCAUGGCGACCUUGUACACCGUGGGGUGAUCAUCGGCCAUGAUGCCCGCCACAACUCAGCCAGAUUCGCGGUGCUCGCCGCAAAUGCUUUCAUCGCACAGGAGAUUCCGGUUUGGUUCUAUUCAGGGCCGGCCGUUACCCCAGCCGUACCUUUUGGCGUGACCGACAUGCGUGCCCUUGCAGGUGUCAUGGUCACAGCGAGUCAUAACCCAGCGCAAGAUAAUGGUGAGGCUACAAAGUGUCUGGUUCCACCUUCCAGCGUCUCAUUUCCAAUCCUAACAUCGUCCAGUUACUUCAAGAAUGGUUGUCAGAUUAACUCCCCUAUGGACAGGGAGAUCUCUGAAUCCAUCGAGCGGAAUCUCGAGCCAUGGCCCAACGCCUGGACCGAUUCGCCAACCGGCCAAUACUUCAACCCCAAGACUUACGAAGAGCUGCUGCCACGUUAUACCACUCGAGUUUGGCACUACUCUAAAUCCACCGUUCAAAACUGGAGAUACCCAAAGCCGUUUGUUUACACCCCCUUGCACGGUGUUGGAGGACUGGUGCUUCCCGCCCUGUGCCGCUCAUUGGGCAUCACGGACUUCACCACAGUAAAGGAGCAAAUAGAACCAGAUCCCGACUUCCCAACCUUACCAUUCCCCAACCCCGAGGAAAAUGGAGCGCUGGACCUGGCGGUGGAAACGGCGGACCGGGAAGGUAAAACCCUCAUCAUCGCUAACGACCCAGACGCCGAUCGAUUCGCUGCUGCCGAAAAAGUCGACGGCAAAUGGUUUUUCUUCACUGGUAACCAUAUGGGAGCUCUUCUGGCGUCUCAUCUUUUCGACUCGCUUGAGAACAUUGACACAGACACACGGGUUGCUGUCCUGAAUUCAGCCGUCUCCUCGACCAUGCUUGAGAAAAUGGCCAAGGCCAGGGGUAUUUACUUCGAGGAGUCACUCACGGGCUUCAAGUGGAUGGGAAAUACGUCUCGCAAACUUGAGGAGUCUGGAUAUUACGUUACCUUCGCGUUUGAGGAGGCUCUCGGCUAUAUGUUCCCGGAGGUCUGCUACGACAAGGAUGGGAUUACGGCGGCCAUGAUCUUCCUAUCAGCCCAAGCAAGAUGGGCCACGCAAGGUCUCACUCCCUACAGCAAACUCCAAAAGCUAUUUGCCGAAUUCGGGCACCACGAGACUUUAAACAAUUAUUUCCGGUCGCCCAACCCGGAAACAAGCAUGGUGCUAUUCGACGCCAUCAGGGCUGGUCAAUUUAAGUCAGAACAGAAGUUAGGAUCCUUCAAGAUUCUUCGAUGGCGAGACAUGACAGAAGGCUACGACUCCGGCACGGAAGACAAGACGCCACGACUUCCCGCUGAUAAGAGCAGUCAAAUGCUAACCCUAUGGCUUGAUCGGGACGUACGGUUCACAAUUCGCGCAUCAGGCACCGAGGCUAAGGUCAAAUACUACAUAGAGAGCUGUGGCUCCUCUCGUGAACAAGCGAUAGAUGCUGUCUGUGACACCCUCCGGGCAGUCAUCAAAGAAUGGAUCCAGCCAUACGCCCCGUUGUUGACCUACAGCAAACAGCUCCCCACAUCUUCUGGCCAUAUUCUUCAGCUUGACUAG
Messenger RNA from Aspergillus mulundensis, 1827 nucleotides. Its product is annotated as phosphoribomutase PRM15. NCBI's taxonomy places the organism in Eukaryota, Fungi, Ascomycota, Eurotiomycetes, Eurotiales, Aspergillaceae. The transcript has 8 exons. Gene Ontology annotation, molecular function: phosphopentomutase activity; magnesium ion binding. The coding region runs from base 1 to 1827 and encodes 608 amino acids. The record is from RefSeq and is a predicted model, not a curated record. Gene Ontology annotation, biological process: purine ribonucleoside salvage; carbohydrate metabolic process.